GUGGCCCCGGGGCCGGGCUUUCGCUCGCUGCCGACGCCGCUAAGGGGGAGCCGGCUCUGGGCCCCGGCACUCGCUCUCCGUUCCCCCGGGACGCCCCCAUUGUGAAGUCACCACCUGCAGGCGGUGGGGUGGCGCAGCGCGGCCCGGCGGAUCCCGGCCCCUCCUGCAGGGAUGUAGCGAGUCCGGGCUCCGGGGAGAUCGGGGCCUGCUCCAGGGGACUGUCUUCCCCCAAGGCUGCUGGCUGGGCUCAGUUGGAACUGGAGGAUAUAAGAUAAUGGAUAUGGGUAACCAACACCCUUCCAUCAAAAGGCUGCAAGAAAUACAGAAAGAAGUCAGAGAUAUUGAACAGCAGGUGGUGAUUUUCAGUGGCCUGUCUACUGAUAGGGAUUACAAGAAACUGGAGAGGACUCUGACUAAACAGCUUUUUGAAAUAGAUUCUGUAGAUACUGAAGGAAAAGGGGACAUCCAGCAGGCAAGAAAACGAGCAGCCCAGGAAACAGAGAGACUACUCAAGGAAUUGGAGCAGAAUGCGAACCAUCCACACAGACUGGAAAUAGAGGCCAUAUAUAAGGAAGCUCAAUCAUUGGUGGAACGUGAGAUCACACCUUUUUAUAAAGGUGGCAACUGUAUAACUGACGAAUUUGAAGAGGGUAUUCAGGAUAUUGUAUUGAGACUCACUCAAGUGAAAACUGGAGGAAAAAUCUCGUUACGAAAAGCAAGAUAUCGCACUCUGACAAAAGUGUGCGCAGUUCAAGAGAUUAUAGAAAGCUGUAUAAAGCAGCAACCUUCCCUGCCACUCUCCAGUGAUGCACAUCCUUCGGUCUCAAAAAUUAACUCAGUUAUGUGUGAUGUCAACAAGGCUAGGGGAACUCUUAUUGCAGUCUUAAUGGGAGUAAAUAAUAAUGAGACUUGCAGGCAUUUAUCCUGUGUGCUUACAGGUCUGAUUGCUGAUUUGGAUGCUUUGGAUGUUUGUGGUCACACAGAAAUAAGAAAUUACAGAAAGGAAGUGGUGGAAGAGAUCAACAAAUUACAGAAAUAUCUGGAUUUGGAAGAGGAAGCGGACUCUGCUCAUGCUUAUGACUUGGCACAAAAUCAAUCCAUUCUAAAAAUAGAAGAGAUCCGCAAAAAAAUGAAAGAAGUUCAUUCUUUACUUUUCAAAGCAGAAAAUGCUUCUGAUUUGUACUUGGGAUGCAAGGCAGAACUGCAAGGUUUAAUUGCCCACUUGGAUGAAGUGAGUCCAGGAAAGAACCCGUGUAUCAGAGAAGCCAGGAGAAGAGCAGUAAUAGAAGUGCAAACUCUCAUAACAUAUAUUGAUUUAAAGGAAGCACUUGAAAAAAGACAAAUAUAUGGUGAACAAACUGUUGUGGAACACCAAUCCCAUAAGGCAGUCUGGAGUGUUCUUGGACACUUGUCUCAGAUUCAGAGGGAAGUGCUCUCUUUUGAUGGAAACAGAACUGAUAAGAACUACAUGAGACUAGAAGAGCUCCUCACUAAGCAACUUCUGGCACUUGAUGCUGUUGAUCCACAAGGAGAUGAGCGAUCUAAAGUUGCCAGAAAGCAGGCAGUAAAGCUUGCACAGAAUAUUCUUUACUAUCUAGACAUGAAAACAGAUGAGUGGGAGUACUAGAAAAGCAGUGGCCUGGUGUUAGAUAUUGCUUUCUUUUUUGCACUUUAUGUAGACUGAUAGUCCCAUGAGCUGCACAUGAUUAAAAGUUGUGUUUUUAUAUUCACUCGGGUUAUGGAGAUUGUGUAAAUAGUUGGCUUGACUAUGGCAGCUAUCCCACACUUUCACCCACUUGCCAUGGCAAUUGUCAGUACACCAUUUUUUCAAUUUUGGUCACCAUGUUAUGUGGGAGAUAUGGCUGUCUUGAGGAAUUGCAUAAGUAUCAGAGUCUAAUAUUUGGUCAAACUGUUUUUUAAAGAAACCUAA
Messenger RNA from Trachemys scripta elegans, 1930 nucleotides. RefSeq names its product BAG family molecular chaperone regulator 5. The record is from RefSeq and is a predicted model, not a curated record. NCBI's taxonomy places the organism in Eukaryota, Metazoa, Chordata, Testudines, Emydidae. Gene Ontology annotation, molecular function: protein-folding chaperone binding; adenyl-nucleotide exchange factor activity. The transcript has 2 exons. Gene Ontology annotation, cellular component: cytosol; membrane; cytoplasm. Gene Ontology annotation, biological process: protein stabilization; regulation of inclusion body assembly; negative regulation of protein ubiquitination. Bases 275 to 1627 code for a protein of 450 amino acids.